GACAACAGAAAAUAAUUUCACGCGAGUGUCUUAUUCACGGUAGCUAACAACUUAGACAUUAAUAAGUUAAGUUAAGUUUAGUUAAAUUAUUCAGAGACAAAAAAACAAAUUUCUAAAAGUCUUAGGUCACGUGAUUUGGGAUCAAAAUAGCAUUUUCGCGGGAAUCAAUAUGGCGGAUGACAGGUCUCCUCCGGUUCUACAUUCUUUGCAGUGUCCUGUUUGUUUUGAAAGCUUCACACCUGCAACAAUUAACGACCACCUCGACGCGUGUCUUCAAGAAAGUUCUGCUGACAGCAGUCCUUCAGCCGCUGCCGAGACCGGACCUCCUGGGAAGAGGUCUCGCAUUAGGGCCGAACCUGUCAACACACCCAGCUCUCCUUCCUCCAUGGCCGGAACACAGUCCAGGGUCUUUUCUCUGUUCAAGACAAACAAGGAAAAACUCAACGUCCAACCCGAAAGAAGUGGUGUGUUUACGAGUAAACAAAGUCCAGCCGGUAAGGGGAUUAAACGUGUGCUGACAGAGACUGAGUUUGGGUCAGCAGGUACGGAAGCCCAGCUGAGCCAACUGCCUAAAAAUGAGACUCAAUCACCGCGGACGUUGUUUACAUUUGACAAACCUUUGGCUGAGAUCCUGAGGCCAAACACACUGGAGGAAUACUUUGGUCAGAAUAAAGUUGUAGGCCAGCAAACCCUCAUCAGGUCACUUCUGGACUCUCAGGAGAUCCCGUCUCUGAUCCUGUGGGGUCCACCUGGAUGCGGAAAGACUACCCUUGCCCACAUAAUUGCCAGCUCAAGUAAAAAGAAGGGAUCGGCUCGUUUCGUCACCCUGUCGGCCACCAGCACGUCCACCAAUGAAGUCCGAGAGGUGAUCAAGCAGGCGCAGAAUGAGCUCAGACUCUGCAAGAGGAAGACUAUUCUGUUCAUAGAUGAAAUUCACCGCUUCAACAAGUCCCAGCAGGACACUUUCCUUCCCCACGUGGAGUGUGGGACGGUAACUCUGAUCGGAGCGACUACUGAGAAUCCCUCCUUUCAGGUGAACGCCGCCCUGCUGAGCCGAUGCAGGGUUCUGGUUCUGGAGAAGCUGUCCGUGGAGGCGAUGGGUUCGAUUUUGAACAGAGCUGUGGAAACUCUCGGGAUCAGAGUCCGGGGAGCACUGAAUUCCCAACAUGAAGACCUCGCAUCAAAUAUAUUCAUAGAACAAAAGGCUUUGGACACUGUGGCCUUCCUUUGUGAUGGGGAUGCGAGGAUAGGACUCAACAGCCUCCAGCUGGCGGUCCAGGCUCAGAUUAAGUCCACAGAUCCAAACCGGUCUCCCCGAGAGAUUCUGGUGACAGAGGAGCACGUGAAGGAGGGUCUUCAGAGGUCUCACAUCCUCUAUGACAAAGCUGGUGAGGAGCAUUACAACUGUAUCUCAGCUUUGCACAAGUCUAUGAGAGGCUCCCACGAGAACGCAUCCCUCUACUGGUUGGGCCGCAUGCUGGAGGGGGGUGAGGAUCCACUUUAUGUGGCCCGCAGAUUGGUCCGCUUUGCUAGUGAGGAUGUGGGUCUGGCAGAUCCCUGUGCCCUCCCUCAGGCAAUAUCCACCUUCCAGGCUUGUCACUUUAUUGGAAUGCCUGAAUGUGAGGUGAUCCUAGCUCAGUGUGUUGUCUACCUAGCACGAGCACCCAAGUCUGUGGAGAUCUACAAGGCCUACGCCAACGUAAAAGCCUGUGUGAGAAACCACAAAGGCCCCCUGCCGCCUGUCCCUCUGCACCUCCGUAAUGCCCCCACUAAGCUGAUGAAGCAGCUCGGCUACGCUAAAGGCUACAAAUACAACCCUGAGUUCAGCAGACCCGUGGAGCAGGAGUAUUUACCUGAGGAGCUGAGAGGAACCGACUUCUUCACCUGGUCACCGUCAAACCCAUGAGCAUCUCCAAUAACAAUUCACUCUCCCGGUUGUAAAUUUAAAACCCAAAGAUGCUGUGAAAAAUCAGCCUUUUGAUUUAAAAUCACAAAUGAAGGUAUGAGUAAGUAACAAAGCUUUCUUUUAAGCUGUCACUGCAGAGAUUAGCCAUUCCUGUUCUUUAAAAACAGUUUCAGAUGUUCGUUCCCAUUCAUUCUGCAAAUGCAUCUCAAAAUCUGUAUAUUUAAUAAAUUCACUUAACAUGAACAUGAAAA
Messenger RNA from Nothobranchius furzeri (turquoise killifish), 2157 nucleotides. RefSeq names its product WRN helicase interacting protein 1 (gene wrnip1). Lineage: Eukaryota; Metazoa; Chordata; Actinopteri; Cyprinodontiformes; Nothobranchiidae. Gene Ontology annotation, biological process: DNA repair; DNA synthesis involved in DNA repair; DNA-templated DNA replication. The record is from RefSeq and is a predicted model, not a curated record. Gene Ontology annotation, molecular function: single-stranded DNA helicase activity; enzyme activator activity; ATP binding. Gene Ontology annotation, cellular component: nucleus.